Molecule: messenger RNA, 1593 nt
Organism: Lodderomyces margitis
Lineage: Eukaryota; Fungi; Ascomycota; Pichiomycetes; Serinales; Debaryomycetaceae
Gene: GUA1
Product: GMP synthase (glutamine-hydrolyzing)
Exons: 1
Coding region: 1-1593 (530 amino acids)
Biological process (GO): GMP biosynthetic process
Cellular component (GO): cytosol
Molecular function (GO): GMP synthase activity; GMP synthase (glutamine-hydrolyzing) activity; ATP binding
Source: RefSeq, a predicted model, not a curated record
AUGUCCACUAACCUUGAAGAUGUCCCAAUCGAAGUCUCCAAAGUUUUCGACACCAUCUUGGUGUUGGACUUUGGUUCCCAAUACUCCCAUUUAAUCACUCGUCGUUUGAGAGAAUUUAAUGUUUAUGCUGAAAUGUUACCAUGCACUCAGAAAAUUUCUGAAUUGUCUUGGAAACCAAAAGGUAUAAUCUUGUCGGGAGGACCAUAUUCUGUUUACGCCGAAGAUGCUCCUCACGUCGACCACGAUAUUUUCAAAUUGAAUGUUCCAAUUUUGGGUAUUUGUUACGGUAUGCAAGAGUUGGCUUGGAUUAAUGGUAAAGGUGUUGCUAGAGGAGACAAGAGAGAGUAUGGUCCAGCCACUUUACGUGUCGAAGAUAAAGAAUGUUCAUUGUUCAAGGAUGUUGACCACUCGCAAGUUUGGAUGUCACACGGUGACAAAUUACACGCCUUACCAACUGGAUUCAAAGUGGUGGCCACAUCAGACAACUCUCCUUACUGUGGUAUUUCCAAUGAGGCUGAUAAAAUCUAUGGUAUCCAAUUUCACCCAGAAGUCACUCACACUUUGCAAGGUAAGCAAUUGUUGAAAAACUUUGCUGUUGAUAUUUGUCAAGCUCAAACCAACUGGAGUAUGGAAAAUUUCGUUGAUACCGAGAUUGCCAGAAUAAGAAAGUUGGUCGGACCAACUGCUGAAGUCAUUGGUGCCGUUUCUGGGGGUGUUGAUUCCACGGUUGGUGCUAAGAUUAUGAAAGAAGCUAUUGGAGACAGAUUCCACGCUAUUUACGUCGACAAUGGUCUCAUGAGAUUAAACGAAACUGAGAGUGUAAAAAAGACCUUGGACGAAGGUUUGGGUAUUAACUUGACCGUGGUUGAUGCUGGUGACUUGUUUCUCGGAAGAUUAAAGGGAGUCACCGAUCCUGAGAAAAAGAGAAAAAUUAUUGGAAACACCUUUAUCCAUGUUUUUGAAGAAGAGGCUGCCAAGAUCAAGCCACACGAUGGCUCAGAAGUUGAGUAUCUUUUGCAAGGUACUUUAUACCCAGAUGUCAUCGAGUCCAUCUCUUUCAAAGGCCCAUCCCAAACUAUCAAAACCCAUCACAAUGUUGGUGGUUUGUUAGAGGAUAUGAAAUUGAAAUUGAUUGAGCCAUUGAGAGAAUUAUUCAAGGACGAAGUUCGUCAUUUGGGUGAAUUGUUAGGAGUUCCACAGGACUUGGUUUGGAGACACCCUUUCCCAGGUCCAGGCUUGGCCAUCAGAGUCCUUGGUGAAGUCACCAAAGAACAGGUUAAAAUUGCUCGUGAAGCUGAUGCCAUUUUCAUUGAGGAGAUCAAAAAGGCAGGAUUGUAUAGACUGAUCUCACAAGCAUUUGCUGCAUUGUUACCAGUCAAGUCAGUUGGUGUCAUGGGUGAUCAAAGAACUUACGAACAAGUUAUUGCCUUGAGAGCCAUUGAAACUGUUGAUUUCAUGACUGCUGAUUGGUUCAUUUUUGACGCUGCCUUCUUAAAGAGAGUUGCUUCAAGGAUUGUCAACGAAGUCGAUGGUGUUGCUCGUGUCACUUACGAUAUCACUUCCAAGCCACCAGCUACUGUUGAAUGGGAGUAA